Molecule: messenger RNA, 2556 nt
Organism: Dunckerocampus dactyliophorus (ringed pipefish)
Lineage: Eukaryota; Metazoa; Chordata; Actinopteri; Syngnathiformes; Syngnathidae
Gene: c2h10orf88
Product: chromosome 2 C10orf88 homolog
Exons: 9
Coding region: 861-1988 (375 amino acids)
Source: RefSeq, a predicted model, not a curated record
UUACUUUUUUAAUUACGUCUAUCUCGGUAGAAUGUAAUGAGCUGCUGAAAUACUAUGCUGCUGACACAAACACAAACAUGUAUUGAAAUGGAGUAUGGCUCGAGAGGCGAAACCAUUCUAAAUGCCUUUAUUUAAACCUGUCUUUCUUAAGAACUUAUGUAUCGCCCGAAUAUAAUUGUAAAUAUCCUCCAUUAUCAUACAGUACGAAUGUUCUCUGUAUUCAAUUUCUUCAUGUAAGGAGCAGACCGCUCUCAGGGCGCUAUAUUAUGACGUCAUGAACGCACCCGGAAGUGUAGCGAGAUGUGUUUUUAGCCUUAAAUGUGUCUGUGUGUAAACCGUAUUUAAUUUUUUUUUUACUGUCGUUCCAAAUAUUCGAUGGGAGUGUGCGGAAGGUUCGAAGACCGGCUAAGACGGGAAAACACAAAUUUGGGUCUUUCGUGUUUUAGCGGGAGCGAUCGUAGGUAUAAAUGUAUAAAAUAGUCAUGGCUUCAUGUCUUCUAAGUACUUUUAUAGCGUUUGUAAGACGUGUUAUUCUUAAUAAAUACCAUGUGCGCAAUGAUUUUAAUGCAGUAAUACUUACAUAGCUGCCAACAUUUGCAUUUCGAAUGGUUCAACGGUGUUAUUAUACGGGCGUGCUUUUUUAUUUUGAAGGCCUUAAAGGAUGUGUUACAUCGAUGUUCCCCAAGUGUUUCUGAGCUGCUGUGCUGCUCCGGCGGAACCGGAGAGGGUAUUUUUUCAUGAAAGUUAAAAUAAGGGACACAACUACAGGAAACUAUUAAAACAGGAGGGUGCAGGGAAAGAACUGCAAAACACGGGAGUUUCCUGGUGAAAACGUGAGGGUUGACAGUGUGUCCACAGUCAUGGUGGACGUUGGCGUGAAGAGCGCAGAGGCGUGGCUCUGUCAACCUGAAGGACGCCAACUGGCUGACUUGGUCCUGGCUGUUGACGUCUCAGGGAAAGAUGAAGGGGAGCUCACGGAGACAUUUUGGGGCAACCCCGUACUGUUGGAGCAAGUGGACGAGGGUUCUCCCUGCAUCCUGACUCUGACCUGUAGUCCCGCCUCCCCCGCCACCAUCAGCCACCUGAUGCUCGUCAGCGAGGCUCGGACCAUGGAGGUGUACCUGCAGACGGGAGAAUACUGCGGGACGGUUCGGGGGCAGCGGCGGGACGACGUUCAGCAUCCGGACAGAGGGCCGUUCUACAGGAAACAGCUGACCCUGGAGGAGCCGGCAUCGUCAUGUGAAGUCAAGCUUCUCUCCCUGGGGGGCCGUGGCAGCUUGAUGCUGUGUGGCUUGGUGGUGGGGCUCCGGCCGCUGCAGCCCCACCCACCGGGCACCAGCAGCGACGGUGCCGUCAAUCUGCAGCGGGUGCAGAGUCUGGUGGAAGGGAUGGGCACCACCCUGUCCCCGGGGGCUCAGAACCUCAUGGACAUGGUGCGUGUCCAACACAAGAACCAGACCAGCUCCCUCGACGCCUUCUGGCCUCUGCUGAUGGGGAGGGGCUUUUUGUCUACUCUGGCUGGCGAAGGCCACACCCCCCAGCCUCCACAAAAUCCAAGCGGACCCCUACCAGAAGACUCCGCCCACCCGGACGGGCCACAGCGUCAACUCACCGAGGGCAGCGAGCCCGGCGCCCCGCUGGCUGAGAUGAUGUCCCACUUCCUGAAAGGGUGGGAACACGGGCAGGUGCCGAGCCCCGCCCCCGAGCUCCUGCCCGUGCUCCAGAAGGUUUGCGGUCAGGUGACACAGCUCAGACUGGACGACGUCACGGCAGCAAAGGAGAGGAUGACGCAAAACGGCACACGGGAGCUGGAGCGGGCCAUGGAGCGUCGCUUGGAGGAGAUGGAGCGGAGGCUGAAGGAGCACAUGGACCGCCGCCUGGAUGCUCUGGAGCAGAAGCUGGAGAAAGCUCUGCUCGGCGCUCUCCAGCAGGGAACACCUGGCGGCCCGGCGGCGGGAGUGCCGGAGUUGACGGUCCACAGGUCAUAGCUGUAAGGAGGCGGAGCCAAAGAUGUGCACUGACUCGUAAUCGUUUCACUCAUGGAAUAAUGUCUGCUGCUCUCUGGGUUGGUACCACACCACCAACACAGAACCCCUAACCAGGAGAAUUCAUCUCUUUCACAGGGAAGUCCAAUAACUGCACUGAAUAGUUGUUACUUUAUUUGGGCUCCAAAUGUACUAAAUCACGUUGCUUUUAAUGACUGUAACGUUAACAAAUAAAAUAUUUAUACUGGCACUCCUGCCUGGAAGCCUUCACAGUGAGUAAACAGCGUCAGUGCACCCUCCAGCCCACAAGGGGCACUCUACUCAUGUUUAGGCUGUCAAAAGACACUUCAAAAUAAUUUUAUUUUCUUUUUAGAAAAACAGACAACUAAAAAACAAUUUACAAAGAAAAUGAACUUAUCCACAAGGUGUGUGUGUGUGAGACGUGGUCGCAGAGGAAGUCUAAUGUCUUUAAACACAGCAGGUGUUCCACAGCGCCCCCACGCUCUUGUCGGUCGUGCUCACAGUGUUGCCGGAGGGGUCAAGGGUCGAUCUCCUCAGGCACGAUGGAGAG